Molecule: messenger RNA, 1725 nt
Organism: Hydractinia symbiolongicarpus
Lineage: Eukaryota; Metazoa; Cnidaria; Hydrozoa; Anthoathecata; Hydractiniidae
Product: DNA ligase 1-like
Exons: 3
Coding region: 1-1725 (574 amino acids)
Source: RefSeq, a predicted model, not a curated record
AUGGCGAACACAGAAUGCAUUGGAAUGGAAGAAGUUAACGAAGAGACCUUUGAAUCUGCAACUAACCAGCAAGGCGUAGCUGAAGAACCAACAGGAGAAAUGACAGAAACUGCUAUUCAUGAGAAUGAGUCGGAAGAUGUUCAAGGAGAGAAGAACGCAGAGAAUAUUGAAGAUAAGACUGAAAAAGAAAUCAAAUCUAAAAAAAGGUUAUCUAUCUUUCGUAAAUCGAAGAAAGAGAAAAAAUCAGAGACUGAGGAGCCGGCUGACGAAGGCGGUUUUGUAAAAGAAGAUAACAAAGAAAACAUUUUAGAUGAUGUCACCGUGGAAAAACAAGAAAAAACAUCCCGGUGGAAGCGCAAAAGUGGAAAGAAGAAUGAAAUACCUGUGAAGGAGAGCACUACACAGACACCUACCUCUCAUGACACAAAAGAAGAAACUGCAGAAGCUCAAGCGGAAGAAGAAGAGGAAGGAAAAAUAGUUUCAAAGAAGUUGCGAUCAAUGUUUAAACGAAAAAGUAACCGAGCUUCAAAAACUGCUUCAGACAAUGCUGUCACGCAGACUGUUGAGACUGCAGAAGAAGUUGGCGUAGAAGAAGAUGUAGUUGCAGAAAAACCUAAGAAAACUCGCAUGUGGAAACGAAGGAGUGAAAAGAAAACUAGUAACGAAGUUGUCGCCACUCAAACAGAGAAUGUAGAGCUGGAAAAAGAAACUACCACAGGAGAAGAACCUUGUGAAGAUGUUGACGAUUCAAAAACAAAAGCCGAGGAGAAAGGUGAAAUUUCUACGAAACCUCGAAGAAGGUCUCUCAUGAAGAAAUUUAAGAAAAAUACCAAAACAACAAAGUCAGACGUGAUUACCGACGAGAAUGAGAAGCAUGUGGAUGAAGAGUCUAAAAUGAAAAAAGAGGAAAACAUCGAGGAUGGAGAGCUGAGAAACAAUCCUUUUCAUGAUUGGUUUGAGGAGAAUCGAAUCGAGGAGGUUACUGAACCAGAAGUAUUGCUAUCACCUGAAGAACCAAUUAAUCCAAUAGAUGAAGAAGACGGUGGUGUGUAUACUGGAGAUGAGUAUUUAACGGAACCGGAAGAAAGCAAAGUGGAAGUCAUUGAGAUUAAAGUCGAUCUUGCUGAAACGGAAGAUGCCCAGGAUGAGACAAAUGAAUCUGAUCUAACUACGGUUACAGCUCUUCCUGACAUAAACUCUGAUGCUUUUACUGCGUCAGUUGAAGCUGCUAAGGAAACAAUAGCUGUUGCCGAUAAAGAAGAAAUAAAGGGGGAAGAGGAAGGGGGAGAGGAGGAAGAGAAGGAAGAAGAGGAGGAGGAAGGGACUUCAGAGAACGCGAUAGAAAUAAGCAAGGAGAAUGUAGAACCGGAUGCCAAAAGCGAGAAUAAAGAAGAAAAUAAAUGUCAAGGUUUUGUUUUGGUUGAUCAUUUGAACGAUAAACAAAAAGACGAAUCUUAUAUUCUUGCUAAGAAAGCCUUAAAUGCAUAUAGAAAAGGACAGCUUAACCAUGCUUAUUGUCAAGCUUGUUGUACAUUGAUCUUCUUUUUUUGUCUUGAACAACCUCGUACACAGGGCAUAUAUUAUAUCUCUUCCGACAUCGGGACGCCGUCCAGAUAUAAAGAGACAAUAGGGGCUGGGAAGGAGGUUGUGUCUUGCCAAUGUUUUCUAUAUUCUAAUGAUUACUAUUACUGGUCGUUUUGCGGAUUUUGGGAAGAAAUUAGUUAA